Trypanosoma grayi is the source of this 1443-nucleotide messenger RNA. Its product is annotated as pretranslocation protein, alpha subunit. Bases 1 to 1443 code for a protein of 480 amino acids. The record is from RefSeq and is a predicted model, not a curated record. Gene Ontology annotation, biological process: post-translational protein targeting to membrane, translocation; SRP-dependent cotranslational protein targeting to membrane, translocation. The transcript has a single exon. NCBI's taxonomy places the organism in Eukaryota, Euglenozoa, Kinetoplastea, Trypanosomatida, Trypanosomatidae. Gene Ontology annotation, cellular component: membrane; Sec61 translocon complex. Gene Ontology annotation, molecular function: ribosome binding; transmembrane protein transporter activity; signal sequence receptor activity.
AUGACGAACUACAUUAUGAUGGCGCAGCCCAUCUUGGCCCUCCUCCCGGAGGUGGCCCGCCCCCGUCGCAUCCCCCCUAUCAAGGAGCGCAUCAUGUGGACAGCGGCGGCCCUUUUCAUAUUUCUGAUUUGCUGCCAGGUCCCUGUCUUUGGCGCCCGGCCCGGCCAAACGAGCGAUCCAUUCUACUGGAUGCGCGUGGUGCUGGCUAGCAACAAGGGAACACUCAUGGAACUUGGCAUUUCACCUAUUGUCACCGCCUCACUCAUUCUAGAGUUACUCUCUGGAGUGAAGAUCAUCAACUAUGACGUGAACAAUAAACAGGAGCGGGCAGUGUUUGAAGGAAUUCAGAAGAUUGCCGCCCUCCUCAUCACCGCCGUGGAGGCUAUAGCUUAUGUGUCCUCUGGCAUGUACGGUGAUGUACGGGAAAUUGGACCGUUUAUGUGCACCCUCAUCGUUAUACAGCUGAUGAUGGCCACACUCAUCUGCAUUCUUCUUGACGAACUGUUGCAGAAGGGCUGGGGCCUCGGUGCCGGUACAUCGCUUUUCAUAGCCACGAACAUUUGUGACACGAUCAUCUGGAAGAGUUUCUCUCCCUCGACGAUCAACACUGGCCGCGGCGCGGAGUUCGAGGGUGCCAUUAUCGCCUUCUUCCACCUCCUGGUCUCGCGCUCCGACAAGGUGCGUGCGCUGAAGGAGGCGUUCUAUCGCCCUCAGCUGCCGAAUCUCACGAACAUCUUCGCCACACUUGUGGUGUUCGCUGUUGUGGUGUUCUUCCAGGGAUUCCGUGUGCCGCUCAUGACCAAGUCGCGCCACGCGGGUGCAGACCGCCAGCCGUACAUGAUCAAGCUCUUUUACACCAGCAACAUGCCGAUCAUUCUGCAGGCCAGCGUUGUGUCCAACAUCAACUUCUUUUCCCAGAUCCUUUCGCGCCGCUUUGGGCAGCACAACUUCUUGAUCAACCUCCUCGGCCGCUGGGAGGAGCGCGCGUACAGUCAGAGCGGGCAGAUGUACCCUGUGGGCGGCCUCUCGUACUACCUCACGCCCCCUGUCACCUUCUACGACAUGCUGAACGACCCGAUCCAUGCCAUCUUCUACGUUGUGUUCAUUCUCUUUUCUUGCGCCAUCUUCUCGAAGCUGUGGGUGACGAUCAGCCACACCGGCCCGCGCGACGUGGCCAAGCGGCUCGUUGCAGAGGGCCGCUGGCUGGCGCAGGCGCGCGAGAGCGAAGAGGAUAUGGCGCGUCUCCUUGAAAAGUACAUCCCGGUUGCGGNGAGGGCCGCUGGCUGGCGCAGGCGCGCGAGAGCGAAGAGGAUAUGGCGCGUCUCCUUGAAAAGUACAUCCCGGUUGCGGCAAGCUUCGGCGGGCUUUGCGUUGGCGCGCUCACGAUCUUUGCCGACUUCCUUGGAGCCAUCGGCAGCGGCACUGGUAUCCUGCUGGCGGUGA